GUAAACUUUCACCUCGAAUGCAUACAAAUCUGCUCUGCCUUAAAAAUCUAAAUCGAACAGCGACUCAAAGCAGCUGAUGAGUGCAGGAACUACCGCAUUAUCCAUAUCCAUAAAUACCAACAAAGAUUGAGUCUUUACAGAUAAGAACAUGCGGAGGUCAUUUGGUGGUGGCGGCGGCGGAGGAAUGGGCGGAGGUACCGGCGGAGGUGGUGGCAUUAUCAGAACAGUUAGGAGGGUUGUCGGCGGUGCGCCGCCGGAGCCCUUUUCGCCUUCAGCCAACACCACCACCACCAUUGCUAGCGCAAAUUCAAGAAAAGCGAAAAGCUUCGACAGAAAUCGACCCACAUCUCCAAACACUGCUUUAACGCUUUCUUCCUCUUCUUCUGCUAAUGGUAGUGGGAGUAGUAAUAACGGGACAACCGCUUUUUCAUCACUGAAAAAUCUACCUACUUCGGGUGCAGAUACACCCUCUUGGGGGGGUUCUCCUGCACCUCAUGAUUCGGAGUGGGAGUGUGUUGAUGCGAGUGAGGAUGGAAGGGCUUCUGUUUUUUAUGAAGAUCUUGUCUUUGGAACUGUCCCAUCUAGAGAUGAAGUGCAGCAUGCAGUUUCUGCUCUUCAACAGGUCGUUGGGCCUUCAUCUACGCAUUUCCCAGGUGGAAAACUUGCUGAGGAUUCAGAAAGGGGUGUAGUAGAUGAGAUUACCAGUCCAUUAGGUUCUGAGAAGAGAGUUCCUUUGUCAGAGUUUGAGAAAGACUGGGUUGAACCCCCACUGCAUCUCCGCAAUUCAAGAAUGUUUCAGACUUAUGGAUCAGAUAGAGUGUAUGAUGCCUUCCAUUUGUUGCAGACUGAACCUUCUAUUCAGAGAAUGGUUGUCUCAUUAUCGUCUGAUAAGGCGGUCUGGGAUGCUGUGUUGAACAAUGAGAUGGUAAAGGAACUCAGAGGUUCAAUCACUCAAGCUGACAAUUUACUAGGGGAAAGCCCAGGCAAAGGCCAUGAUGGGACCAACCCGGUGAAGGACAUCCUGAGUUGGCUUCUUAUCCGUGCUAAGGCAAAGAUAAUGCAACUGAUCGACAUAAUCACAAAGGUCGUGAACGAUGCUUUCCAUCCCCCAAAUGGAGAGAAGAAAGAUGAGAAUACAGAUGGUCUAGAGGGAAAGCUGAAAACAUCCUUAUUCCUCUCCAUCGUUGUCCUCUUAAUAGUGGUCAUAACACGAGCCCACAAUGCAUAAUUACAAUUAGCCGACCUGACAGUUGCUCACCUUUGCUUCUCAUAUGUCUCGUGUCUUUGAAGUGUGAUCGAACGGUCAGCAUGACCAUGAACACACUAGUUUUCAGAGUAAUAAGCUGUUACCCUCUUAGGUGUUAUUGUUGAUCCUUAGGUUAAAUUAUAUUUUUGAUCCAAUAAAGAAUGUACAUAUCAUUAUUAGUCCCACGCUUUAUGAAAUUUUUGUUUUAGUCC
Sesamum indicum (sesame) is the source of this 1458-nucleotide messenger RNA. RefSeq lists its product as uncharacterized. Lineage: Eukaryota; Viridiplantae; Streptophyta; Magnoliopsida; Lamiales; Pedaliaceae. The record is from RefSeq and is a predicted model, not a curated record.